Pungitius pungitius (ninespine stickleback) is the source of this 3232-nucleotide messenger RNA. RefSeq names its product zinc finger protein 346 (gene znf346). Bases 45 to 953 code for a protein of 302 amino acids. Lineage: Eukaryota; Metazoa; Chordata; Actinopteri; Perciformes; Gasterosteidae. Gene Ontology annotation, molecular function: nucleic acid binding; zinc ion binding. The transcript is spliced from 7 exons. The record is from RefSeq and is a predicted model, not a curated record.
AAGCGACGCAUGCGCAUCAGGACGCCGCUUUGCUUUGAGUCGAAAUGAUGGCCGACGCGAUGCAGACAGACGAUUUUCCUUAUUUACCGUCGGGGGCGGCGGAAGUAAAUAAGAUGAUAAAGGAGCACGGCGACCUGUUUUCUGACUCUCAGUGUAAAGUCUGCAGUGCUGUCCUCAUUUCAGAGUCUCAGAAGUUGACUCAUUAUCAGAGCAAGAAACACGGCAACAAAGUGCGCCGUUAUCUUUCCAUCCAGAACGAGACGGAGCCGUCGCUGAAGAGGUUCAAGUCGUCAACGUCUGACGGCCAGGAUUGUAACAACGGGGAUGCCAACCGGUCAAAGGUGUGUCACGUAUGUAACAUGACCUUCUCCUCUCCCGUGAUGGCCGAGUCUCACUACCAGGGCAAAGUUCACGCCAAGAACCUGAGGCUUAAAGCUGUCGGCCCCCUGCCCCCAGCAGUAGCAUCCCAGACGACGACGCCGCCGCCGCCAAAGAAGAAGCCCGGGGACGACGCGAGCGGCGUCCCGCCGCCGGGCGCCGACGACAACAGCAACCCGGACCGCUUCUGCUCCAUCUGCCAGGCCUCCUUCAACAACCCGCUCAUGGCCCAGCAGCACUACGUGGGCAAGAAGCACCGGAAACAGAUGACCAAGCAGAAACUGAUGGAGACGUACGGCCCCUCCACUGCACCAGCUUCCACACUAAAGGGCUACCCAUGCACCGUCUGCAGCAUCGAGCUGAACUCCGUGGAGCAGUACCAGUCUCAUAUUAGUGGAGCCAAACACAAGAACCAAGUGAAGAAAUCCGGCCUGAACGCGGCGGAGAACCAAGACGCAGCCGAGGAGUCGUUCGCGCCCGACGUCCCGUACGCCGCCGAAGACGGGUACGCUCCCGAAAACAACGCGUACGCUCCAGAGGACACGGAGUACUCGGAGGAGAACCAGUUUACUUGAAGGCCGGGCUGGUAGAGACUGCAGAGGACUCAGUCAGGACUUGGAAGGACACAAAACAACCAGCCCCCUUUUAACCCAUUAACAUAAACCUGCCAGAGUCUCUUCUCAGUAGGUCCCCCCCCCCCCCCCCCCCGGACUGAAAUGGUUUAAAGUUCUCUUUUUUUUUUUGACAAGGACCCAAACGCACUGAUCAAGUCUCAUCUGAAGUGCACCAAUCGAUGGUCAUGUGGCGCAUUGCAGAUUUAUAAAUGUCAGCCCCACAGAAGCAGCUUCAGGAGAAGGUUGCUAUACAGACAACAUUUGUGUAAAUAACCGAUACCCUUUAAGACUUAAAACUGUCAUUCUAUAAUUUAAAAGAUUAACUAGAUGAUGGGAAAUUGGCAUCACGACAUCUGCCAGGUGUAAGAUGUGUUUUUUAGGGGGGGGGAACAAGUGCAGGAGAGGAACGGCCUUUGUUGCUUAUCUGAUGCUCAGAAAUGGAAACUAAUUCAGAGCUGGAAACCUUUUUACUGCAAAGCGCUUGUGUCGGAUGCUUUCAGUGCGUUUGGGCCUCGAUGGAAGGAGCCGCUGACGUGGAUCAAGGAUGGCAGGAAGUCUUCUGUUGACGUACCGACUGGAGCUCUCCAUGGCAUCGUGGGAAGUCCGCCAAUGCCUAAAAAAAAAAAACAUGGUGUUUUUACAAAACGUCUUAUUUAAGUAAAAUGUAAAGGAAACUAUGACUCCCAGAUCCACAGAGGCUCAAACCAAGUAUGUAAGUGUGAAACUCGGCCUUGGUGCACGCACCAGGGGCACAGAGUUCUUUGUCCAUUUAAAUAUGUGGUACCUCCAGUAUUUACCUAAAUGUUGGCUUUUAGGUAGAAUCUGACACAUUUAAUCACCAGCUGUAGAUGACUUAACGUUAUUGUUGACGAGCUACCUGAGGCCCCUCGUUGAAGUGCAUGAACCUUAACGAUCUGUUGAUCGGUGAGCUGUUUAAAAGCUGGACAGCAGGGUAUUGUAAUCACUCAGCGCCCCCCCCCCCCUCUAACGUCUAACCAAUACUAACAUCCGGUACCGGAUCAAAGCAAAGCUGUUUUCCCGCAUUCCCAAUUUCCAGAACCCUCGCCUCCCCCCCCCCCCCCCCCCCGGGAAUGUUGUUGGUUCGCGUCUCCGGUGAAUGUAUUGAUCGACGCGUCUGCUCUUCCUUCGCUCUCUGCACGUCCGAGUGUCUCUGAACCUGUUUGGCGAAGCGGUGAAAUCGAACGUUUUGCCGGUUUGGACAUCGCCGCCCAGGCGGACGGAAGGAGAACUUUCUGCCCAGAUGCCGGAUAUCAUUUGUAAGGACAGAGGAUUUUAGUUUUUUUUUUUUUUUAAUUCACAGCCAGAAUAUCUCCGGAACCUCUUCAUGGAAAUGUUACUUAUUCUGCGUAAAUUAUCUAGAAAACCGUGUGAAUCGUUAUGAAUUAAUUUCCUUUUUACAGUUCUGGUGGCCCAGAGUUCCUCGUUUACCUUUUUUCUUGUUUGCAGAUUGUAAACAAACAAGCUAAUCCGGUUAAGAUUUAUUUAAUAAUGUGUUCCGGUAAGAUAUUACACUUACAUAAUGUCCGUAGGGUGUUUUAUCAGAACCGUCAUCGUUGCUGCUAAAAAGGUUGUUGUGAUGAUGUCAGAGAGCCUCGACUCUUCUGCUAGAAAACUCGCCACAAUUUGUCAACAGCAACAAGCAUUUUGUAGAGGUUGAUGUCUUUUUCUAAAGAUCCAGGCAGUGUGGGUAACUAAAACAAUGGAGAAAUGAAAGGGAUUUACGAAGAGAAACGUGAAUGUUCUCCUUUAAAAAGCAGUGGAUCUGUAACAGCUGUGAGCUUAAAGCAUAAGCUUUUUUCUUUCUUUUUUUUGUACCGUUUUAGUUUUAAUGAAAUAUUUUUAAAUACUUUCUGAGUUUUGGGCUUUGUACACUCUAGAAGAGACUGUAAUCUGCCUGUAGCAGUGAUGUCAAUGUCAGAAUACCGUUGUUGUUGUUGUUGUUGUUGUUUUUGUCCAUUUGUCGUCCUACAAGACAAUUGGUUGAAUUUCAGCAUUGAAUGUUCCUCAACCAUGUUUUACUUCACAGAGGGCUCAUACAUACUGUAUAGUUCAUGGUGUAUAGAAGACAAAUGGCCUUUUGUUUUGUUUCCAGUGAGUGUUUGGCGUUUUGUGAUCUAAGAUUUGUUUUAAAUAUAUGUUGUGUAUAACUGAGGGAGGGAGGGAGGGUGUGCAGCAAAAGAUGUGCAUAAAGUGCAGAAAUCAGUUGAUUUGUUUCUUUU